Dentiscutata heterogama is the source of this 737-nucleotide messenger RNA. The record is from the annotation of a GenBank genome assembly. NCBI's taxonomy places the organism in Eukaryota, Fungi, Glomeromycota, Glomeromycetes, Diversisporales, Gigasporaceae.
AAACAGCAGAUAAUGACUCAGUUGGUGAAGUCAGAGCAUGUAAGACAUGCAGAAAUGCUGUAUUCAGGAGAAAGGAAUAUAAUGAAGAAAUAUCAAAGACUCCACCAGUCGUCAUGUUGUAUCAGAAAUUAAUGAAAAUCAAGACCGCAAUUGAUGCUACAUUACCAAAGUUCCAGGACAUGCUUAUCAUGUUAAAGAGUCAAGAAAUAAUUAAUCAAACACAUGCAGAUUAUCAGCUCGCAGCACGAACGCGUAAAGAACUUUUGGAAAAUUUCGCGCAAUUUGAUGCGAUUAGUAAAAAAGUUAAUUCAUUACUUGCGCAUUCUAAAACUGAAAAACGAUUACAAGCCAAUAUUCAUUUAGCAGCUAAUCAAUAUCUUCAACAAAAUAUGUUACCCCUUCAAGUUUUACCAAAACUUCUUAAGAAAGAUCAUCAUGAUAAUGAACCUUAUUAUGAAGAUUACCAUGAAUCUUCACCAGAUAUGCUUCUUUCAGUAAUCGAAAAUGGUAGAACUCGAACUAUUUCUACAUCUUCUACUAAGUCUUUAAAAGGUGAAGAAAAGAUUAGACAACAAUUAUCAGUACUUUUGGAACAAGAAAAAUUGGUUCAAGGUUAUAUCGUAGAAGCGACCAAACAACGUAAAUUUGAUGACGUAAAAACUUUAAAGACUGCAUUAGAUGAAUUAAAAGUUGAAAUCAACAAGACAAGAAAAGAACUUGGCGAUUUAUGGCCAUAA